Messenger RNA from Lodderomyces parapsilosis, 2433 nucleotides. RefSeq names its product histone methyltransferase (gene SET2). Gene Ontology annotation, cellular component: chromosome; nucleus; chromatin. Gene Ontology annotation, biological process: regulation of DNA-templated transcription. The coding region runs from base 1 to 2433 and encodes 810 amino acids. The transcript has a single exon. NCBI's taxonomy places the organism in Eukaryota, Fungi, Ascomycota, Pichiomycetes, Serinales, Debaryomycetaceae. The record is from RefSeq and is a predicted model, not a curated record. Gene Ontology annotation, molecular function: protein binding; histone H3K36 methyltransferase activity.
AUGAAUGGGAAUACUUCGAUCAGCAAAUAUGCUCCACCUUUAUUCCUCGAGGUCGAGGAUAAGACCGAGGAGGCGUUGACAAAGUUUCAUAAUUUGCAAAUAUCGACUUACCAGCUGAAACUGAUUGCAGCACCUUCCAGCAACAAACGAGCAGAGUAUAUGACAUGUGAUUGUGAAGAAGAGUGGGAUGGAGAGCAGGAAAUGAACUUGGCAUGUGGUGAAGACUCCAACUGUAUAAAUAGACUUACAUCAGUUGAAUGUACUAAUCGGCAUUGUUUGUGUGGUGAUGAUUGUCAAAAUCAACGUUUUCAAAAACGACAAUAUGCAGAUGUAUCAGUUUUCCAAACUGAACUCAAGGGAUACGGUCUAAAAGCCAACAAACCCAUUUCGGAAGGGCAGUUCAUAUAUGAAUACAUUGGAGAAGUGAUUGAUGAAGGAGCAUUUCGUCAACGAAUGAUUGAAUACGAUAUGAAAAACUACAAGCAUUUUUAUUUCAUGAUGUUGAAACCAGAUGCAUUCAUUGAUGCCACGGAAAAGGGGUCACUUGCCAGAUUUGUAAAUCAUUCGUGCAAUCCCAAUGCAUUUGUUGAUAAAUGGGUUGUUGGAGAUAAAUUGCGUAUGGGAAUAUUUGCCAAGAGGAACAUUGCCAAAGGUGAAGAAAUUACUUUUGAUUAUAAUGUAGAUAGAUAUGGUGCUCAAUCACAACCUUGUUAUUGUGGAGAACCUAAUUGUAUCAAGUUUAUGGGUGGGAAGAAACAAACUGAUGCUGCAUUGUUGUUGCCUGAAGGUAUUGCUGAAGCCCUUGGUGUUACUUCGAAAAUGGAGAAAGCAUGGUUGAAGGAGAAUAAGCACUUACGUGGUGACCAGCAAGAUGAUGAUUCGACUAUUAAUGAGAUUUUUGUGCAGAGUUUAGAAAUUGAGCCUAUGGAUGAUGUUGAUGUUUCCAAAGUGAUGGCAGCAUUGCUUAAAUCACAGCAGCAGCUGAUCAUUGCGAAAUUGAUUAUGAGAAUGCAUAUGACCGAUGACCCUAGUGUAAACUCAUUGAUGGUUAAGAUGCAUGGAUACAAGACAUUGUCAGGUGUUUUGCAAGGUAUUGAGGAUGAAGAGUUGAUCAAAAUGGUUUUGGAAAUUUUGUCUAGGUGGCCAGCAAUGACCAAGAAUAGAAUCUCGUCAUCGCAGAUUGAGGAUGUUGUGAAGGAGAUCGAAGCUAACACGACAAAUGAGGAGAUCAAGCAACUAGCAUCAAACUUGUUGUCCCAAUGGUCAGUAUUGGAAAUGACAUAUCGGAUCCCCAAAACCCAAAAACCAGACCAGUCAUUAAUGGAAUCGUAUGGAAGAGUUUCAAGGUCACCUGAGCAUCGAAACGGUGAUACAUCUGGUGCCACGACUUUUAAUCAAUCAGAUCAUGGACACUAUUCGAAUAAUGCAUCACAAAUGUACUCAACAUCAAAUACCAUUGCACCAGUGUCGAAUCCCGAUUUUGGUUUACCACCAAAUUGGCGAUCCCAAUAUGACUCCAAUACUCAAAGGUAUUACUAUUACAAUGUCUUGACGAAUGAAACCACUUGGGAUAAACCAGGAGUAUCGAUGCCCACGCGACCGAAACUCCCAACCGGGCCCAGCAAUAUGGUUAAUCAAUAUUCACAAGUCCCGUACUCAAAUCUGCAUCACAGUAGUCCUCCACCGCGUAACAACAAUAUUGAAGAAGAAAUUGCCAGGCGUGAGGAAGAAAAAGAAAAACGAGAAAGAGAAGCUCGAGCUCAAGAGUUGACGGAGAAGGAACGGAAAUUGAGGGAAUUGAUCGAGCAGGCGAAAACGAUCAAGUCAACACCUGAGCCCGAAAAGAAAAGCAAACACAAACACAAGCAUGAGCAUAGAAGUAAACACAAACACGAACGUAGUAGACCAAACCCGCUGGGUGGGAAAAGGGCUGUUGCUGUUGCUGAGCAAGACGAUGAAGCCCGAGUUAAACACAAAUCAUCGAGUCACUCUCACAAGAAGAAAGAAGGUAAGGAAGUAUCACUUGAAUCUCAAUGGAAACACGUUAUGGCCAAACACGUACCAAAUUUACUUAAAUCAUAUGUUGAUGAGAUUGGCAAAGAUAACGUCAAGGGGUGUGCCAAGGAAAUCGUCAAUAAUUUAGCAGCUCGCGAAGCAAACAAGGGUGCACCACCAUCAUCAUCUAAGGAAUUGGAUAAGCACAAAUUGAAGAAAUUGAAGGAGUACUCCGACACAUAUAUGGAAAAAUUCUUAACCAAGUAUAGAAGCAAGCAUCAUGGAAAGAGGAAAUUAGAUGAGAUUGAAGGUGAAGGUGAAACAAGUGCUACGUCACCUGAAGAUAGCAAAGGAGUUGUUGAUCUGAGUGUCAGUCCGCUGAAUACUGUCACUAAUGGGCAAGGCGAAAAUGAAGACAUUAAAAAGGUCAAGCUCUAG